This is a messenger RNA of Geodia barretti, 388 nucleotides long. Lineage: Eukaryota; Metazoa; Porifera; Demospongiae; Tetractinellida; Geodiidae. The record is from the annotation of a GenBank genome assembly.
CAAGGCUCUUCUGUUGACAGGACGAUUCGUGACUGGAAUCGGGAUGGGAUGGGCUUCUGCUGUUGUGUCUGUUUACAUUGCUGAAAUUAGUCCAGUUAAGUUGAGAGGCGUCUUCACUUCCCUUAAUGAGAUAAUGCUCACCAUCGGCAUAAUAUUGAAUUUCGGUGUGGGAUCGAUCGAAGACUUCCCCUAUUUCCAUGUGUCACUUGUGGCAGUUGGAAUAUUGGCGCUGUUUGAGGCGACAAUGGUAUGGUUACCCGACACACCACGCUCGCUGCUCUCCAGGGGACUUGGUGAUGGUGCCGAGAGAGCUCUCCGUCUUCUGAGGGGCAGCAAAUACAACAUUGACGGAGAGUUGACUGAGAUAAGAGUCUCGAUUCUGUCUCGG